This is a messenger RNA of Solea senegalensis (Senegalese sole), 5515 nucleotides long. RefSeq names its product VPS37C subunit of ESCRT-I (gene vps37c). Gene Ontology annotation, cellular component: ESCRT I complex. The transcript has 5 exons. The record is from RefSeq and is a predicted model, not a curated record. Bases 786 to 1844 code for a protein of 352 amino acids. Lineage: Eukaryota; Metazoa; Chordata; Actinopteri; Pleuronectiformes; Soleidae. Gene Ontology annotation, biological process: protein targeting to vacuole; protein targeting to membrane; ubiquitin-dependent protein catabolic process via the multivesicular body sorting pathway.
UACCAUUAUCCCGGCCGCGUGGGGGACAAGCUGAGAGAAAACGGCCACUGCGGGGGGAAAAAAGAAUCACCAAAUUCGUCGCUAAAACGUAGAUAUCUCACACGUACAAUUGCACGUUUGAGUUGCGCUACUGGGGACCGUUUUUUGGAAUGUUUUGGUUCCGUGUGAACACCCCUGCGAACCACGGGGACGUGGCGAGUUCUCAAAAUGGCGGCGGUUUCUGACAGCGAGAAGUGAAACUUUCUUCUUUCCAGCUCGUAUUUUGUCGUUAUUUACGACCCGCUGUGUCGACUGCGGUCGGGCGUCGGCUUAGCUAACACCUACCGGGACACGGAGGAGGCUGUCGGUGCUGUCGUUGGGCCCGUGUGGCGUCACCGUGGGCUCCAGUUUCUGAUCGUCAAACCACCGUUGCCGCCGCCGUCGCCGGGGCUUCCCUGGAAGUUGACGGUGGCUGACAUUGCGAUCAUACCUGCCGUUGUUGUUGUUAUUGUCUUCGUCGUCAGUUCGCUCGACGCUGAACCGUCGGCUGAACGCGGACGUGUUUGAGGAAGCUAGCUAGCUCGUCGAGCCGGCGGAGCGAGCGAGGGCAGGUCGGAGAUCCCGAGGCCGUGUCACGUCAGCUGUCAGCGGAACACCGAGGCUGUGGUGGAUGUCACUACGGUGCGGUGUCAGGCGGGAUCUGGUUUGCUAGCGUCGUGUUUUAAAUAUUGCUUCUUUUUUUUUCUUUUUUUCUUAACAUUUGUUUCCUGGUUCCCUUGUGACGGACAGCCACUCUGGCAAAUCCAAUGGAGAAGCUCCAGGACCUCAGCCAGUCAGAGCUGCAGGAGCUCCUGGACAACCCGGAGAGGGUGGAGUCUAUGGCUCUGGAGUCUGACGAGAUCCAGAACAUCCAGCUGGAAAGAGAAAUGGCGCUGGCGUCAAAUCGCAGCCUCGCCGAGCAAAACCUGGACAUGAAGCCUCGUGUGGAGGAACAGAAGGAGGCGCUGGUGGAGAGAUACUCGCAGUUAGAGGCUGUCCAAGAAACCUACAGACAACACUGCUCCCUCAGAGAUGGCAUGGUGGGUCAGGUGUCUCCAGAGGCGCUGUUCUCCAGAUUACAGACAGAGGGCGGCAAAACAGAGGCAGAUUCAGAGGCUCUCGCUGACGAGUUUCUGGAGGGCUCCCUGUCACUGGACUCCUUCCUAGAGCGCUUCCUCUCCCUGCGCUCCCUCGCUCACAGAAGACGAGUGCGGAUAGAGAAACUCCAGGAAAUCCUGCGACAGAGGAGCGAGUCCAACCCCGCCGCCAUGACGUCGUCAGCAGGCAUCAUGAAUCAGGACCCUGCUGCCACGCCCUCACCCUGGAGUCAGCCCACGACGACGGCCACCACGACAAAUCCACAGCAGCCGAACUCAAAACCUCAGUCCUCCACUUACCAAAACGCCUCUCAGCCGGCCUCCUCAUCUGCAGGCCUCCCCUACAGCCCUUACCCCGUCUCCUCACCCAACCCUCCCCCUGCAGCAGCAGCAGCAGCCGCCUCCGUCCCUGCCAUUCCCCCAUACCCAAGUUCAGGCUCACCUUUUACCCCACAAGGUAGCUACUCCGGCCCCAGGCCCGCUUUCGGGCCUCCUGUUGCGUCUACCUGCCCUUACCCCACCCAGCCCUCCUUCCCUGCCCCACACCCAGGCUCAGCGUUUGGCCAGUACACCCCAAGCAACCCCCAGAGUGGCCCCGCCCCCUACCCGGCCUCAUACAGCUACGGCGGAUACAGCUACCCGGCAGGCCCCGCCUACUCCAGUUCCCAGUCACCAACGGGGAGACCCAUCUACAGACCAGGAUAUGGAGUUCCGCAGCCGUACUCCUGAAAGCACUACUGUUCCUGUGUGGCAAUUCUUCCCUCCUUUGCCGUCUCAUCCUUCUUUCCCCGAACUUUCUCUCUCUCUCUUUUAACCUCAUUCCUUGUCCUCGUCUCAUCUUACCCUAUUGACCCCCCCCUUCCCGUCUCCUGAUGCUGACUCCAGAAAGUGUCGCUUUACUUAUCUUUGUUGCACUAAUUCUCUCUUUCUCUGAAUAUCCGUCUGUUGCUCUCUCUCUCUCUCUCCCUCUCUGUCUCCCUCUCUUUCUGUCUGUAGCCCAGUACACACCGCCACAACAGUUGUAUUAGUGUCUAAUUCAGUUGGUCACUAGGUGGCGAUGAUGCCCCCUUUUCAGCCUGAGGCAUUUUCCUGGUUGACCAAAAAACUAAUUUAGCUGGUGGCUGGAUGUUAGCGAUUGCCAAUCCAUGUCUUGCCUUCAAAAUACAUUCUUGAAGCCGACCAUCGGAUUUCGCACUUUUCUACUCCCGAUCACGUUAUCUGGGUGUAUUAGUCCUGCUCGAAAUUCUGUUGCCACCCUCCGCCUGCAGAACUUGGCACGCGUACUUCUCAUCACCGUAACUCCCGGACCACUUUGGCCUUUCGCCCUAUGUCAGCGGAGACUGGCACAGCACCCUGCGCGAGCCUCAUGUGGAGGAUAAAGCGGUAGGAGACGGACAAAUGGAUGGAUCCCGGAAAGCAUAGAUAUGUCGUUAUAGUAGCCUCUCAGGACUUUACCAUGGAACGACUUUCCAAAUCGCAGACGAGAUUCAGCGGCAUGGCGCGCGUUUGUGACGUCAGCUUCUUAGUUCCUAAACGAUUGAAUAACUGCCAGAUAUGGAAAAUGAAAGUUGUCUUGGAGGGGAAUUUGACAAUUCUACAUCCAAUAAAUCCAAGCGGCCCGAGUAUCAUGACGCUCAUAAGAGGGUGAAACGUGUAUUUUAAAAGUAAACGUUUGUGACGGCGUGUCCCGGGCUUCUCUCUCUUUCCCGUUUCCUUCCUCUUUAACCCGACGACCAGCUCCACCACACCAGUCUCAGGUUGUUACGUUGUGUUGUUGUAUCUGGCUCUUCAUUCUCUCCAUCACUCCCUCCAUCCUCCUCCUCUUCCUCCUCCACCACCACAGUGUGCGCGCGCGUGUUGCUAUAUGACAGACAUAAAGACGUCACCAUCCCCAGAUAAAUGCAUGACACGCAUCAGUCUUUGAAACACGACAUCCGGAGUCCAGUCCGCUUUCGUACUGUUAUCCACGAGAAGCAGCUCGUUCGGGGGAAAGUUUGCGUCCCAGUGUCACCAGCGUAAAACUCUAAUAAUAAUAUUAUUAUUAUUAUUAUUAUUAUUAUUAUUAUUAUUAUUAAUAAUAACAAUAAAGAAAGAUCCAUACUAUCCCACUUUUUGGUGUCUCUUGUGGUAAAGAACAGCACGGUGGCCCAGCAACGAAAGGGCAGAUUUAUCGAUCGCUAAAUUCCUUGUCCGCUAUUUUGAUAAGCGGUUUGAGAAGUUAGCUUCUCAUUAUGUGAAGGUUUUCUGGUUUCCUUUGCGUCUGAAACUGAAUCCUUUUGGUUUGUGGACAUCGUUUCCAGGCUUCUGGGAAACUCGGAUCGAUAUUCUUCAACAUUUUGUGGACCAAACAAGUACUGGACGAAUCCAAACUUUUCCGUUUACUCAUUAUCAUUAACUUCACCCCGUCAAGCAACUUCAAAAGUGGAUGGAGAACGUCUGAAAAGCCGCUGGACUCGCUGUCGCUUCAAACCAACACACCACCCGUCUGUGCUUCACCUCCUUGUGUCCUCGCCUCCUCUCCAUCACGCUCCUCCUCCUCCCUCACUCCUGCUCGUCCAACAUGAACUGAUGCUUGACAAUGAUUACCAGAAGAGAAAAAAAAUAAUGUUUUAUUUCUACAAGUUCACACUAUCAGUGAGAAAACAUGUGGCGUGCGUGCGUGUGCGUGCGUGUGCGCGUGUGUGUAUGUGUGUAUAGUUUAAAUGGAGAGAAAAUAUAGCGGUUGGCGAUCAGUCCUGUGUCAAUUGAGUCAAUUCAAAUAACAUCGUGAUCGGUGUACUGUACCUGAUGAAUGAUCACUGAAUGAACUUUAAGAAGAGUUGAUUACCCCCACCACCCAGAAAUAUCUAUCUAUUAUCACUAAUCACUAACCUUUCAGUGAUUCCAGAGCACUUUUUUUUUUUUUUUUUCCUGUUUUCUUAUUUUAUCACAAACUGUAAAGCAGUUAAAGUGAUAGUUCCAAAUGUAUUUCUUUAAAGUGUGGUCGUAUUGACGUACUGAUCCAGAACCAGCUUGAGAAGUGAAAGCGUGGCUGCCAGUGGGGACUCGCCCCACACCACGGUCUAUAGAGAAAAUAAGCCGCUUUUAGCCUGCUGCCUCGUGUGGUCACUUUGUGUCACUGAGGUAAAUCUGAACAAAGGAUUUCAAAAACACUGGGUUGGAGACCCACAGAUGGGUCAUGGGGAAUCUUUUGGGGUCCCUUAACAAAAAAACAUUACAAAAAUAACGUGCAUAUGUAAUAUGUAUGUAACUGACAAAUUUGCACCCGUCACGAUUGCUUACCGUCUUUAAAAAGUGGGUCCCCCGUACAGAAAAAUAGAAAUCACGCUUCAGAAUAACACGAACUGCCCCUUUAAACGUUUCUGUCUGUGUUUUAGCAUCUUGGUGGCACUGUGGAGCACCAUGGAGCCACAGGUGUAGUCGGUGAGCUGAGGGACUGUUUCUGCUGUGACACUGAACACGUGACGACGCGAUGCCUGGGAAAUGAAAAGUCUAAGAUCUCUGUCUCACCAAAGGAAACUUACAAAACACUUAUUUUGACCAAGAUCCCGAGAACGAUCACUUGUCCAGAUGCAAAUCAAUAAAAAUGGGCGAAGACGCUCUUACAAGUUGCCCCUUCCAUCUUAAACUGUGUCAGUAGCAUAUUCAGUUCUGGGAUUUGAGGGAAUUGGUCCUGUAAAGUCCUUGAAUUUGAUGUGAACCAAGGUGUGGGAACCCUACACUGGGCAAGUCCAUAGGUGAUAGGGAAAAGCGUUGUCAGUCAUGGUUACCUAGUGGACCGGUUCCUCUGUGUCACAUCCCUUUACGUUUUCUCCACGUUAAUGUCUGUAUGUUCCACCGUGUCAGAACACUCUGUUAUCCAAACAUGAUAAACGCCAAAUCUCUGUUCUUUAAUUAUGUUACUGCGCUGCACGUCCAUUCGUCAUUCCCAACGUUCGUAAUCGCGUUGUGUCCUUUCACGACCAAAAUCAUUCACAAAAAUGGGCCUGAAUUUGUGCCGGUUGGGUGUUCUACUCACGGUGCUCGCGUCGUGCCGGCGCCCUUGCGUCUGUGAAGAUCCGAUUUCAGUUCCGGACUCGAUGUAGGGUUUUCCUCCGCUCCACGUGAACAUCCUGGAAUCCACCCUAGGUGACAAACAUCAGGACCCAAAUGUCCCGGUGAGACAACGACAGAAAUAAUAGUAUAACAGUGUUUUAGAGGAAGCACAAGAUGAUGACGUGCUGUAUAAUCUAGUAUUAUUGUCAAUAAUAACAAUAAUAAUAAUAAUGUUCAGAGGGACUGACUCUCCUGAUACUGAGGAAAUUGAUGACUGUAGAUUGUUCAAGAGACUUUUUUUGGUUUUCUCUGUCCUUUUUUGGGGGGGAGGGGUGUAAUUAAACUUAAGUUGAUCUAAAUGAAAA